Molecule: messenger RNA, 3222 nt
Organism: Fusarium fujikuroi IMI 58289
Lineage: Eukaryota; Fungi; Ascomycota; Sordariomycetes; Hypocreales; Nectriaceae
Exons: 6
Coding region: 1-3222 (1073 amino acids)
Source: RefSeq, a predicted model, not a curated record
AUGGCUGAGCCAGUUGGCAUUACCGGUACAGCUGUUGGGAUACUUUCCUUUGGACUUCAGCUAUAUACCGGGAUCUCAGAAUAUCUUGAUGCUGUCAAAGGUCGCGACGAAGACCUCCAGUCAGCGAAGCAAUAUGCGAAGAUGCUGCGAGAUAAUCUUGUCUCGAUCGAAGUGGCCAUUAGCGCGAUCGGCAGCGAAUAUACGGCGGCUAGAUAUGCUAUCGAACGGUGCAAAUCCUCCUGCGAAACAGAGCUAAAGGGUUUAGAGGUACUGCUCUUAGAAUUGAAAGGUCCUAUGGUAGAGCCCAACAAUCGCACGGAACAGGUCAAGAAUUCUUUACGCAAAUAUAGCUACCCUUUCAACAAGAAGGACAUUUUCAGGCUUCAGGAUAGAUUAAGCUUAACUAACAAUGCCCUCCACACGGCCGCUUUCGCCUUGCAGUUAGCCAUUUCCAACAAUACCUUGACUACCGUUGUCAGUCUACAAAGAGCUGCUAUUGCGAUAAGCCAAGCAACUGAGGACACCGCGACGGGAAUGGCGGAACAGGCUGUAGCCCUAAAGCAGGCGAACCAGACUCUGACACAGUCUCACCAAGAGCUUCAGCUUAUCUCUCAACGCAUGCCGCCAGCUCUUGAUUCGAGAAUUAAUGAGAUCCUGACCUAUUUACGUGAUGCAGAAAGCCCCCGCUCUCAACUUGUGCAGCUUCUUCAAUAUCCACAAGAUCUACGGCGCUUAUGCGAUGCGGUUUCUAAUUUACGCCAAAACUCAAAGACGGAUCCUAGAACGCCAGUGUCUCAGUCAACCGAAAUUACAGGGUGUGAGAAGUUUACGACUUAUCGAACUUGCGACUGCGCAACAAGACACGACGUUCGGCGCCAAGGACGGCGUUUUGGGCUCUUUGUCUUCGAGUCGGAGAUCCAGAAGACCACCUACCACGCACCAGAAUGUGAGAUGUCAGGAGUAAUCCCGAUAGCCGCAGAAAACAAACGAACUUUCGGGGUCCAUAUACCUGCUAUGUUCAAGCUUUUAGAUCGCACUAUUCGGCUCUCAUUCUCCGUGAGAGCUGGCGCUGGUGGAUACACCCUAUGUCAAAGCAUAAACUACGCUGCGACCGUCGAUGAAAGCUCAUCCUUAUCUUUCAGAAUCGCAAAUAUGCUCAUACGUCUAAUGGACGAGCGGACACCUGGACUAAGCAACGAAGACUUUUUCGUUGUUGCGGAAUCAUGCAUCAGGCGGCUUACAUUCUGUUAUGGCAAUAAACAGGCCUCUCCAAGAGAUAUAAACAUGCAUGGGGAGUCGAUACUUGAUCUUCUUGCUUGGCAGCUACACUUACUCGGCGAAUUCACAAUGCCGGCAAACGUCGUUUCUUAUAUCUUGCGAUCGUUAGCCACGACGAAGAUUCCCAUCACAAAUGGCUCCAGAGUAAAGAUAUUCGACUCUGACACGGCUCACCAAACCAUCUCAACGCUACUAGCAUGCUGUGAUAUACCGACAGGACAAGAUUACCAAGUCACGUAUCUCAGAUAUGCUGACGGGAAGCGGAAGGGACUUUUCGAGAACUUCCCAGAUAUUGCAGAAAAUCUGGGAUUUAAUCCCCUCCACAUCGCGACUCUCAAAAACGAUGAAGAGAGUGUUCAUCAUCUCUUGCAUAGAUAUCCGUCCUACCUGAAUGAUCUCAAUUACUGUGGGCAGUCGCCGGUCCACAUCGCUAUUCAAAACAAAAACUUUCGCAUCUCAUCAGCGGUUAUAGUAGCAGCUCAUGCCGACAUCCUUAACACUGCAGGCAACGCACAGCAAUACCCGAUUGAUAUAGCGACCUACAUCACGUGCAGUCUCCUCGAAAAUUCGGAGGGAAGUCAUCAUCAGUCUUGCAAUCAAUCCAGGGUGAUAGAUCUUCUUCUCGAAUCUAAGUCACUACUUCUACACAGCUUCAUAUGUACACAUUUCGACCAGGCAUGCCAGCAUACGAAGAUGGUUGUCCUAAGUCAUCUCGCACAAAGAAGGAGAGACAUGGAACUUCUCGCUAUUAUCAAGCUUCCCGCUGCAGAAGUACAAGAUCUCGGCUUAUCCAGAGGGCGAACAUUGGACCGAAAUACCGCCAGGGUACAGCAUUAUCUCGCAAAACGUUGUAACAUACCACGUGAGCUGCUAUUUUAUCCGAAUAAUGAUGUCCCUAAGGGGCUGGGCUGCUCAAAGUCUAUAUAUGCAUAUAUAUAUGAUCGCGAUGUUGCUCAACAUGCUAUUUCUUUGGGAUUCGAUUUCGGAACGGCUUUUACCGACCUUUUUGCCCAGGUGAUACAGGAUGUAGUUUCCGAGCGUUCUUUCGGGCAUGGUGCUACCUAUCGACACGCAUCAUUUCCAACCUAUGUCUGCUGGAUGAUAGACCGUGGUGCAGAUAUUUUCGGGACUGUCCCAGCAGGCUUUGUGCCAGGAGCCGCCCAGAAAAUAACAUGGGCACAUUACCUUACAGCUUCGCUAGGGAUCGCAAGGGUACAGACUCCUCAAUUAUCCAGAGAAUUACCACAGGGGAUUGCAGAAGUCAUUGCUCGGCAGGGUGUCUUUGAUGGAUUGAAAUUCUUAGAAGGACUAGGCUGGCGCCAAAUUCUUCAGAGAUCCGAAAUACUCGAAUCCUACGCUUUAAGAACAUCAGACGCCCUUGGCAGCUUAUUUCCAAGAUGCAAAGAUGACGGACUUGCUUGCGACUGGAUAUACCGUGCUGUCUUACGGUAUAUAACAUUUUGCGCUCUGGGACUUCGCCAUACUUGUUGUAAGCUGGUCCAUAAAAGCUCUAAUAGUAUUUCAGACGAGGAAGAGAUUCGCGAGAUUCACGAGGAGGAUGCAGCCUACAUACAGAUACUGGAGGAGCUUAUGUCAGACUUCGAGACGGAAUACGAAAACCGUACCGAUCUGGCAAUAUUUCUCACAGUUGUCUGGGUCCCAAAGAUGAAAGACAUUUGGGCAAAACUCAACUCAAUGGAGCUCACAAGCGAGGAGAUAAGAAGUGCAGAAACAAUCGGUGUGAUUUGGGAGGUCUGUGAGAGCGAGGAUACUUGGGGUUCGGAGGAAGGUGAGUAUAUCAACCCAGAAAGCUGGGCGAGAGUAGAGGACUUGAGAUCACAAAUGGGACGGACUAGGGAUGAUAAGUCAUCUGCAGUGGAGGAGUGGAUGAGGCGAUUAGAUGAUAUAGCUAUAGAUCCCCAGCGGCCUGUCAUUGCUAUCUAG